AAUUAACAUUGUAAUAUUCAUUACAAAUUUGUACAAUUAACCAAAUUAAAACUAAAAUCUGAUCAUUCGUUUGCUCGAAUGUGUUUCUAUUUGUAAUGUUUCUUAUUGUAUUUAUCGCAAUGAUGUCCAUCUCUAAAGCAAUCGUUUAAAGCCAAACCAUAACGACUUUGAAAGUCAGUGAAGAGGCAACAGGUAAACAAAGUUUAAACAAUAAUACACAAAAAAUGGCGUUGUUUAUUCGCCUGGCGCGACGCACUUACGCGACUAAGCUGACUGAACACCAGGCUGCGUUGAUGGCACGCAGCUUGCCAAAGCGCGAAGCGAUUCCCGGCGUGCAACACAUUAUUGUGGUGGCCUCCGGCAAAGGUGGCGUCGGCAAGAGCACUGUGGCCGCAAAUUUUGCUUGCAGCUUGGCCAAGUUGGGUGCCAGAGUGGGACUGCUGGAUGGUGAUAUCUUUGGUCCCAGUAUUCCUCUGUUGAUGAAUGUGCAUAGUGAGCCGCUUAUCAAUGAUAACAAUCUGAUUAUACCGCCGCAGAACUACAAUGUCAAGUGCCUGUCCAUGGGCAUGUUGACACCUACGGAUGGUGCCAUUAUCUGGAGAGGACCUCUUGUCAUGUCUGCCAUACAGCGGCUGCUCAAAGGCGCCGUUUGGAGUCCCCUGGAUGUGUUGGUCGUGGAUACCCCACCGGGAACUGGCGAUGUGCAUCUAUCGCUGACCCAACACGCCCCAAUUACUGGUGUCGUACUGGUGACCACGCCCCAUAAAGCAGCUGUUGAUGUAACGAUCCGUGGCGCUGAAAUGUAUCACAAACUCAAAGUGCCUAUUCUUGGCUUGGUGGAGAAUAUGCGUUACUCCAUCUGUGACAGUUGCAAGGAGCGUACAGAGUUCUUUAAGGGACCAACAGAUCUAUCAACCAAAUUGCCACCCACAACAAUCUCAUUGCCAUUGGAAGCGCACAUUGCCGAGUGUGGCGAAUCUGGAGUUCCUGUAGUUAUUAAACAUCCCAACUCGGAAUAUGCGAAGCUUUUCAGUCAACUAGCUAGUCACAUUUGGGGUGUUCUAGAAAAACAGAGUGAAGCAAACAAUGAUGCGCAGUCAAAGUAGUCAAUUACAGUUGCAUUUGCAUAAGUUAUCCCUAAUAAAAUUAAGCAAUGGUUUUAUAGAUAAGAAUAAAAACUAUCAAUGUUAUUUUGUGUUAAGUUGUUAUAAUU
Messenger RNA from Drosophila albomicans, 1213 nucleotides. RefSeq names its product iron-sulfur protein NUBPL (gene Nubpl). Gene Ontology annotation, biological process: mitochondrial respiratory chain complex I assembly; iron-sulfur cluster assembly. The record is from RefSeq and is a predicted model, not a curated record. Gene Ontology annotation, molecular function: ATP-dependent FeS chaperone activity; 4 iron, 4 sulfur cluster binding; ATP binding. NCBI's taxonomy places the organism in Eukaryota, Metazoa, Arthropoda, Insecta, Diptera, Drosophilidae. The transcript has 2 exons. The coding region runs from base 225 to 1106 and encodes 293 amino acids. Gene Ontology annotation, cellular component: mitochondrion.